Messenger RNA from Stylonychia lemnae, 2943 nucleotides. The record is from the annotation of a GenBank genome assembly. Lineage: Eukaryota; Ciliophora; Spirotrichea; Sporadotrichida; Oxytrichidae.
AUGGAUACAAAUCUAUUGCAAAUUAAUUUUAGGAAUCAGCCUAUUUCACCUUAAUUCGCACUUAAGAGAUCACUGUCUAAGAAGAAUAUUGAGGUAUCUACAGGGUUUUAACUUAAACUCAAAGAGAUAAGUCCAAGAGGUAACAAUGGUAGUUUGAGUAGAAGAGGUCAUAACUCCCCACUUUUAAGAUAAAAUAGCUCUCAUGGUUUAAAGCUCUAGAGAGAGAGCUCACAGUCUAGUUAAUCCAAAGGCAAUAAUAAAGCCUUUGGACAGAUAUUUUCCUACUUCAUUAAGAGAAAUGAAUUUAAGACUAAUCUAUUUAACAUCAAUGGUUUUAACGAUUAGAGUCAUAUUCAUGUCAAAGAUGAAAUCAAGGAGAGAUUGCAAUCUGUAAAAAAUCAUGGGAUGAUGUUUGACAACAUGCCAAGCAUUAAUUAUGAUGAAGGUGAGAAUGGGUGGAAAAGUAUUUAUUUGGGUAUCCUAUCUCCAUAUAGCAAUAAAUUUUAGAGAUAUGUUGAGGAGGCAAUUAAAAAGGCGAAAGAGGAGCAAUCUCAAGGUUAGUAAGGGGCUAUUGAGGAAAAAAUUAGAACAUUUAAAAGGUCAAUCACAAAUAAUGGAGGAGGUGGUCACAUUAAUAGAGGUCAAAAUGCUCCAUAGUAAGCAAAAAAUAAUCCUAUUUGGUAAAAAAAUAAUAGGACAUAGCAGACCCAUCUUCGGACCAUGGAGGAUAAAAAAUCGUCAUUAAGUUUACUAAAAUCUAAUUCAUUACGAAGCAAUGUAGUAGAAGAGAAACCAAAAAAUACACUUGAAGAGAUCUUUAAACUCUCUGAUUUUAAGAAAAGCAAACUAGUCAAUGAGUUAAUCAAUGGAAAAUUAAGCAGAUCAUCAAUGGAAUACAAAAACUUAAUGAUGAAAGUUGAAGAAAACGAUUAUAUGAAAAUACUAUUCAAAAAACUUUUAAUAAAAAAGGCUUUAAAAAAUAAUUUUGAUGCUGUCAUUGGAGUAUCUAAUUCUAAAAGAGAAUUAUCAAAAAUAAAGGACUAAAAAGACAAGUUGAUAUUUAAAAGUAUGACAGUGGAAGCAAUCGAUAAGAUUCAGAAAAAAAUAUAAAGAGCUGGGCUUGACCCUACUAAUCCUCAUUUCUAACUAGAUUGGGAGAAAUUUACCUAUGUUGAUUUUGAAAAUUGCAUUUCUAAGUAGAUAAGUGAUUAAAUCAAUAGCAAUCACAAUCAUUAAAUAAAAAAGUAAAAACUUAGAAAUGCCAAAAGCAUGGUUGAUUUCAGGAUCUAAGUUGAGUACGAUGAUAAAGAGGAGGAACUUGAUGAAUUUGAAAAUAAAGAAAAAGCUGAAGAAAAAUAGAAUUUCAUUGAUGCUCAUUAUUUGAAUAGGAGAAAAAGCUGUUAGUGCACUUGCUGUGGAGGACUUGAUAGCGAACCAAUAAGAAAAAUGGAUAAAACAGCAAUGGAUUAGCUAAAGUUAGGAAUAUCUCAUCUAUUAAAAUAAAAACUAAUAGAUCAAAAAUCCAAUAAAUUUGGCUUGAAAAGAUAAAGGCUAGGAAAGUUAGAUGACAAUGAUGGGGUAAUGGGAUAAAAACGAUUUAGCUUAAAUUUUAAUGGCAAAAGGAGACAAGGAAUAAAUGGCUAAAAUAUUGGCAUGGGUAGAAAUUCAGCAUCGAAUAAGAGGAAUAGUGGCUCUGGCUUGAGUCAUUUUCCUUAGGGUAGAAAUAGAAUUCAAUCUAUUCCUGUAAGAUUCGAAGAACCAGGAGCAAUAAUAACUAUUGAUGAGUUGAAUAAAUUUGGAGGAAUACCACAAGCGAUUGAUACUAAGCAUGACUAUAGAGACAUUUAGGUUUCAAACUUUUUCAAUAGAAUAAAGGACAUUCAAAAGAUUAAUGACGAUGAUGAUGAGAGUGAAAUUGAGAUCAGCUUGAUAAGCAGUCUUCAAACAUCUUAUGAUUCAAAAGAAGAGGAAGAAAUCAAAGCUAGUCUUAAAUAGAAAUCUCAAACUAAGUCUCAAUAUCCUACCUCUAACAAAAAUUAAAAGCAUAAUAAUUUAAAUGCUUUUAGCAGUUACUUUGAAAAGUUAGACUAAAAAGAUAAGUAAAUUGAUAACUCUGCUAGAUAGAGAAAUAAAAUGAGGAUAUUUUUCAACUAGAAAGGAAGUUUCAAAAUAUAGAAGUUUUAACAGAUAUCUAAACAAAGUAUACCUAUAUAAAACUUCAAGGAUAAUGCUAUUAAGUUAAACAAGGAUUUGAACGACGUUAGUAAAAAUUAAUAAUAGGACUUGCCAGCUGAGUACAGUAAAUAAGAAGUUUAAAAACUUCUUGAGAAGUUCAAUAAGAACAUAAAAAAGGUAGAAAUUUAGAAAGAGAUUGAUUUAACAUCGAGACCUAAUACAAAAUCUAUGUACCUCAGGUCUAAUUCGGUUAAAUAUAUUGAUUCAAUAAGACUGAGAAAUCCAAAGUAAACAUAUUUGAAUAUAUAAGAUGAAAAUAAAGUUAUUGAAAACAUAAAAAGUAAGAAAUCAAAAUCUAAAUCAAAAUCAAAGAAAGACUACCCCAUUCUGAUGCAUAAGUUUCCAGGCAGUACCUCAAAUUCCUCAAUUUAAAAUAACAGGCUUACAACAGCUACAACAUUUUCUAAGCCAGUUAGUCGUAAUUUCCAAAGAGGCUUUGAAAUGCCUAUCUCUAGUAGUAACUAUACUUAUGAAUUGUAUAAUACUGCUGAUAAUGAUUUUUUCACAAAGCGAUAAAAUCUUUAAUCUCAAAACAUUAAGAAAAGACCAUUAAUGAUGAAUCAGUUUAGUUAAUAGGCUAACAAAUUCAAGACUAUAUAUUCCUGUUGGAAUGACAUUUAAAAGAAACAGUUUUAAGACAGUAGUAAAAAUAUUCAUUAAGUACCAGAUGACUAAUCAAAAUCUUAAAUUUAAUCAUAAGAUAAGUGA